ACCUGGGUUUAAGUAACUUUAAAUAUUUAGUAAUUUUUGUAUUUAAUAUGAGUGAAAAAUUAAAAGAUUUUGACGAAAUACCAAUGGAAGUGGAGUCCUCUCCGGAUGUUAUCGUAGGGGUCCUCCCGGACCCUUUGGAAGUUAGCAUGGAGAUCCCUCAGGAAGUUCCUAUGGAGGUCCUUUCUGCUAGAUACCCGGAGGUCACCCUACCCAUCACCCCUAGAGUCCCAAGCCUGCGUUUCCCUUCCCCACACGCCCCCAUCCCAUGGGAUAUGGACUUCCCCAGCUUGAGGUCCCACUGUUUCCCUGUAGUGACACACGUGGUGGUGAGGCCCAGUAUUGUAUCCCCAGGAACAGAGGGGUGGUGGCCUCUGCUCAACGGAGAGCCUUACGUCGACCUGGUGGUGAACCACGAGAUCGUCCUCAACCUGUACCCUGGACUCCAGCUGCUCCAUGAGGGAGUGGAUGAGGCUGGAGGGUCGGUCUACGUGGUGAGUUGCGUAAAUGCCCCUCCGCUGCUGCCUCUUCCAGGACUCCCAUCAUUCUUGUAUGACAUGCACCCUUCCCCGUGACCCUCCUGAAGGGGUUACCUUAACCACCUGGAGAUCUCAGAUUUGUUUAAUUUCUUU
This is a messenger RNA of Cherax quadricarinatus, 629 nucleotides long. The record is from RefSeq and is a predicted model, not a curated record. Lineage: Eukaryota; Metazoa; Arthropoda; Malacostraca; Decapoda; Parastacidae.